AUGCAAUUCUUCAAACUCGCCGGUUUCAUUGCCAUCACCUUUGGCGUCGCCCAAGUCAUCGGUAGCCCUGCCGUUAUCAAACUCAACGAUCUGGAAGAGCGUCAAUCUCCAGUAACUCCACCCAACUCUCCCAAGAUUAUGGAGUUUGAGGAAGAGGAAUGA
Fusarium fujikuroi IMI 58289 is the source of this 162-nucleotide messenger RNA. RefSeq lists its product as uncharacterized. The record is from RefSeq and is a predicted model, not a curated record. The transcript has 2 exons. The coding region runs from base 1 to 162 and encodes 53 amino acids. Lineage: Eukaryota; Fungi; Ascomycota; Sordariomycetes; Hypocreales; Nectriaceae.